AAUGUAUAAAUUAGCAGUCUGCACAUUGCUUAUCCUUAGCGUUACAGCAAUAGAUGUUACCAACUCAGUUUGGACAAGUCAUGACCAAAAAGCUUUUGCCUAAAUCAAAUAAUCUGGUUGGGGAAAUUUCAUUUUGAACUUUGGUGAACUCCAUUUAACUACAGGAGGUAUCCUUGCAGAAUUAAACACUGAAAUUGCUAAACUUGUAAUUACUUUUUUCAUUAAUUCGUUUAGAUUGACGAAUUAGAUGAAGAAUUAGCAGAAGUCCAUCACUAAUAUGCAAGAAGAACAGAUGUUCACAACAGAGAAGUCAAUAGACUUUCAUAAGAAAUCUAAGAUAAAGAAAGAGGUAACCUUAUUAACUCUAUAUAAUUUAGAGGUCUUCAAUGCUCAUGAUUUCUAUGAUAAUGUUUUAAUCCCAUAAAGAGAUAGAUUUGCUGCUUAACUUGAAUAAUUAUAAGAUAACAUUGUUUAAAACAGAAGAACACUUAAUGAAGCUACAGUCUAAAGAGCUAAUGAUCAUGCUGAAUUUGAAUCCUUAGUUGCUGAGCACAAUGAAGCUAUUAGUGCUAUUGAUGAAUCCUUAUAAUUAUUAAGUCAAUUGGAAUCACCAUCCCUUGUUCAAAUUUAAAAGGUCUAAAAGAAUUUGACUAAAAUCCAAUAAUCCCUUAAGAGACACAGCACAUUCUAAACCUUCAUCAAGACUCUCUUAGAAAUUGCAGUUGAAGCAAACUUUGCUGAUUAAGGUGCUCUUAGAGAAGUAACUAAUUCUUAUGAGAUCUCUCUUAGAUUCUUACUGCCUUCAACAACUUGAGAGUUUAAUUGGUUGACUCACUCAAUCAACUCACUGCUGACGAAGCUGAAGCAUAAAAAGACUUCGAAGCAAGAGUUAUCUAAUUAAACUAAGAACAUGCUGAAUUCCAAAGAGCUGUUGUUGUAAAGACUGCUGAAAUCGAGGCUAAUGCAAGUAUUGAAUUUCAUACUAUUAAUUUCUAGACAAGAUUGAAUAAACCCUUGAUUUGAUUGAUGUCUUACAUGCUGAUUUGGAUACUUUGAAUGGAUAAUUGUAAGCAGAAAAUGAUGACUACGCCUUUGCAACUGAUGUGUACAAUGCCACUGUUGCAGAAUACAAUAAGGAAUUAAAUGCUGCCCAUUAAGCUUUGGAUUUAUUAAAUUAACCAAGAUUCACCGAUUAUGUUAAAUCAUAACUCAAGGGAGCAUUUUGAUA
Molecule: messenger RNA, 1228 nt
Organism: Paramecium pentaurelia
Lineage: Eukaryota; Ciliophora; Oligohymenophorea; Peniculida; Parameciidae
Source: the annotation of a GenBank genome assembly